GUAGGGUGGAAGGAUGAGAGGGUGAGAGUGAAGUCAAAGUGUUUUAUGUGUUGAAGUUAUGGGUUCGUCGUCGUCUAAAUUGCGGAAAUACAUGCACAAUGGCGACGAGUUCGCGGCUAUGCAGUUGUACCAAAGUUCACCGGAGCUCCGUAAAAUUUUCAACCCGAAUGCGAGCUACGGCGAGUCCUAUUCACAUAACACUGCGCUUCACUAUGCUGCCAUGCAUGGGAUGAAACAUUUGCUCAGAACUUUCUUAUGGGAGCUGAAUGGAGAUCCGAGGAUGAGAAACGGAGAUGGACAGACGAGUCUUCAUUGUGCGUGUCAAGUGUCGGGUCAACCCAAGUCCUUGUCGACGCAGGAAAGACGCACGGCUUGCGUUCUCAUCUUGCUGCAAUGGCUGAAAGACCCAAGACCGAAUAUGGAGACGAUACACCAAAUCAGCGAUGACCUUGAAAAAUUUGACAUAUCUUCGACGGAUAACCUAGGGAACACUUGUUUGCAUUAUGCAGCCUGCAGCGGCUUGGCCCGAGCCGCGGAAGCUUUAGUGAAACGCGGGGCUUCUUUAUUCGUUACGAAUGCUGAGGGACGAACUGCGUGUGAUUUAGCCGCGGAAAUGGGUCACACCCGGGUUGCUCAUUUGUUGGAAUCAUUUAUGGUUUUGGUUGAUUAUUUGGACGUGCGGUUAGGGAAACCGGAAAAAGAUGACGAAAAGUUGAGCAUGGAAUUACAGCGACUGAGAAAAAGAAGCGUAAAUACUAACGGAGAAACUGGGAAAGAGGAUACGACUGAAGAGGAAUUGGAGGAGAAAGGUGAGGAGUUGUAUCGUGGUUUGCGGGCAGUAGAUCUUCAGGAAGCGAAGGAUCUUUUACUAGUGGAAACAUCCGACAUGUUGAACGUUCCUUUGUUUAGCGCUGAAAUUCUUCUGCGACAACAUGAAUGGUCGAGGGAAUCUCUGCUGGAACAUUGGGUGGAAAACAUGGCGGCGUGUUGCGAAGCUGCUGGAAUUCAGCCUCCUCCGCAAACGUGUCUCGACAAGUCUCAUGUUGAAUCGGAAGUUCCUGGUGCAGUGGUGAGCGAAGUAUUUUGCGGAGAUGCUGAUAAUGCACUUGAUGAGGACGCUUUCCAAGAUGCUUGCGAAAUUUGCAUGAACGGAACGAGCAACGAGAAACCAUUUCUCGCGGCACCCUGCGGACACGGGUUUUGCCAGGACUGCUGGAGUGCGUACCUCAAGUGCAGGAUCGUGGACUUUGGGUACCCGUCUCAGGGCUCUGGUAUCCCGUGUCCCGCGUUCGAAUGUACUGCUCCAGUACCUGCGGAACUCGUUCAACGUGCCGUCUCGCCAUCCGUGGUGAAGAAAUACUUGCAACACGAUAUCCAGGCUUUUGUCGAGAGUCAUCCGAUGAUCAAGUGGUGUCCAAAACCUGGCUGCAACAGAGCCGUGCGAAUACCGAAUUCCUUAGUCAAGUGCCAAACCUCGUGUUGCGAAGCUGACGUCGACGGCGAAACGAUGACGUUUACCUUUUCCAGCGAAAGCUCUAGCUCGUUACUUGCUGCAAAAGAAUUGAAAUUGUCCCACGCAGUCGACUGCGGAGCUGGGCACUACUUUUGUUGGGAAUGCUUGGGAGAGGCUCAUGCUCCGUUGGGCUGCGAGAGGUGGAAAGAAUGGCUGGACAAAUGCAAGGACGUUGGAGAUGAUGAAGUUGCCAGUGCGGGUGCAACAGCUGCUGAAGAAGCUGCCAAUUCCUUGUGGCUCGUGGCCAACUCAAAACCCUGUCCCAAUUGCCAUUCCCCGAUCCAAAAGAACGACGGAUGCAAUCACAUGAAGUGCUCAAAGUGCAAGCACGACUUUUGCUGGGUCUGUCUGGACUCGUGGAAGCGCCACAGCGCGAAAACUGGCGGCUAUUUCCACUGCACGCGGGUGGUGGCUGUAGCGAAGGCCACUGCGGGCCAGACGGAGCGACUCAAGGAGGCGGCGGUGCGGAAUUUUGCUGCCAGAGAACGAGCGCGUUUCCUUUGUCACCUGGCCAUGUUUCGUGAGACGAAGACCAAGCUGAGUGCGGAGUCGGGACUGGGCCCCAAGAUUCGGAACAAGGCGCAAAUUAUCGCCGCCAUGGUUCCGGUGCAUGUCCGGUCCGAGGUGGAAAACCUGCCUUCGUUUCGAGUCGUGGAGCGGAAGCGGAAUGGCGGUGAUAAGCCCGCUAUUCCGCAAUCAGAACUACUUUAUUUUCUGGAUUCUGCGCUGAAAGAAGUUCUGAAGUGUCGCUACAUCUUAUGUGGAGCAUAUGCGUAUGGCUACUAUGUAGAAGACAGAGGAUACAGCAAGACUGUUUUGGAUUUUCUGGUGAACGAGCUGAAAGACUGGACCGAGAAGCUUUCGAGUGUCCUCUCUGGACCAUACAUUCAAACACCGUUGAGCAAGAUAAUUCGAAUGACGGCAGUGGGCAGACAGAGACGGAAAGAUCUCUUAUGCACUGUGGCUCGUGGCUUAGGACCCCCUGAUACACCUCCAGUCUUGAGACGAAUGGGGGUGGGAAUGACCUAUGUUGCAUUUGAACAACGUAGACUUUCCGGGUUCUUCGGCUUAGACGAUUCGUCAAGAUUUCUCGAGAAGUUGAGGAAGGACUGGUGCCGCUCGAAACUGAAGAAACAAGCCGAGGACGGCAACUGUCGCCUCAACCCGCAAGACCCCUGGAUCAAAGACGCGAACGGACGCCACGCCAACUGGGUCGCCCUCUGUGACUGGGACGACUCUGAACAAUCUUGUCUGUCUCGGUGUCGAGCCGCCGCCUUGGCUGUCAGCGAGGCGGUGGCGGCACGGGCGGAGGAUUUGAUGCUGGAGAGCGAUGUUCCGCCGCCUUUGCCGCCGAAAGUCUCUAAAAUGGUCGAAAGAAGAGCAAUGACGGAAGACUCGAACGACGCGGAUAACGAAGAAGGUUCCGUGUCGUCCGCGUCACCUGCUGCCGAAUGGACGGUCGAUGCCCUGCUCAAGUCCCUGACCAUCGACGCCGUCGACCUCAAGAACUUUUGCCCCUCUGGCCCGGCCAAGGACAAGCUCAGCAAGUCCACUCUGCUCGCGUCGCCGUCGCAAAAGCCCAUGGCGGCGUCCCAGCCUUCGUCGCCGAACUGCGACUCGUCGUUGGCGUCUGCGUUUCUCUGGCCGCCGGGGCGGCGGGAAGCGAAACUGACUCGGAGCCAGCCGUGUUCUCCGCGAGGACUCGUUGAAGGCGGUCUCAAGUAUGGCACGAAUCCGAGGAUUCGGAUCGUGAGCCAUUCUGAAAGCUCUCAGGACUUGGAAUCGGAGACGGGGAUCCCGAAAUCUCCGACCUUGUUCAUUAGGUCGUGGCCGUCGUCACCAGCGACUGCAGUCGUCACUGUGACGUCUACUUCCGGGGAGACCAAGUUUAGGUUUCCGGAAAAACGGGCACCGAGAAGACGGAGAACCGUGUUGGGAAUGGAUGUGAGAGGGGAGGCGAGGAAUAACAAGUUGGAUGCGUUUGGAGCGGAUUUGUUUGGGUUGCAUAAUUACCGGAGUGCGAGUGACUCGCAGUGCAUUCAUCAGAUUUCUGGAGCGGAAGCCUCAUUGUCUUCAGUCCUUCUCGUCGAAGAAAGCACUUUGAGUUCCGACGACUUCCACGAAGCCCUCUUCCUCACUUCGAAGCGGAAAAAGUCUCGGAAAACGCGGGAAAGACACGGGAAGCGUGGCGGCAGUGGCGGUGGUGCUUCUGGCGAGGUACGACGCCGUCAGCGGCGGCGGCGAUCCUCACUCGGCGCCCAACACGUCAACGUCGAUGUUCCCGCUGCUCCGAAAUCCCUGAGUAGUGGGGAUCUUGUUGCUGCUGCACCUGUUCCAACUUGUGCCUGACGAGGGAAAAAGGCAUAAAUAAUUUGCAAAAAAUCUAAAAUCAUAAAAAAGUGUGAAUUUUUUUUUUUUUUACUGCAAGGAAAAAAAAUAUGGUGUCUGAUGUGAUUUUUCGUGUGUUCAACGUACUGUACCUUAUUUCCGGUUACAGUUCUAUGGGAUUGAUCUCUUGUUUCAUGGCUUUUUGAAUCGCGGUGAUUUUUAAAUGUGUUCCCGUUUCUAAAUGUUGGUGUUUUCUGGCUAAAUGUUUGAAAAGUGUGCGUGAGAAAAUCACGUCGAUUAUGAGCUUUUUCAUUGAAGUCUGACAGAGAACUGCUCGAAUUUUCGUACAGGUUGAUUCACGCGCUACUAGGCGCAUGAAAGUGUCAAUUUUUGAGGAAAUUCAAAACAGAUUUUCAUGAAAUUUUGGGUGAAGUACUACUGAAAGAAGGAAAUCCCUAAACCGCUUACUCAAGUGCUAUUGUAUUUUAUUCAUUUAGUCUUGGUGAAGACUUUUUCACCUUCAGCACAAAUUUCAUAAUUACUGUAUGUACUGUCUUAGUAAUUUCCUAGGAUUUCGAUGUUUUUGUGGGUCAAAGAGCAAAUGAAUCAUCCUGUGCCAAAAGAAAAGUUGAUGAAGAUAUCCUCUUUUAUAUGUUUUAUAUGCAGUAAACAUUGUGUUCAUUUUUCGAAAUCCCAUUCCGAAACGCGUUUUGAAAGCGGGCGAUUUUAUGACAAAGCAACUGUUCAGUUCUCCCACCCAGGUCACAUUGAGACUGAAAUGAUGUCCGUUAAUAAUUCCGGGAAAGUCGAUCUGCUUUUGAUGGAAUGGUGUGAUGAAAAUUGAUUCAAAUACGGUAAAAACUGGAGAAUUCGCGAGGAAUACGAGUUGUUGGUUCAGAAACAUGUCACUUGUUUGUUGUUCAAAUGGGAAAAAAUGACGGAAAAUCCGCAUAUAGCAUGCAAGUGUCGUGCGGAAGGAAAUCGUAUCAUUUCAUUAUAUACGCGUAAUUUUUUGAUUGGAAGUGUGUUGAUCGGUUUCUUUUAAUGAUUUUAAUUUUUUUGGCGAUGCGAAAGAAACCCCGUUCAAAAAGGGGGGAAAAAGAAAUGUGAACGAUCUCAACUUGUGGAAAACGUGUUCAUGCCGAAUUUGCUGUGAAAUCAUUUCUGUACUUGGAUGAGAAACGUUUUUUCGUCAUCCUACCGUGCGAUGCUUUUGUGUUCAUGGGAAGAAUUCAUUGGAUUGUUUUGUUUCUUCCCGGUGAAAGCGUUUGGAAUCUGUUUCACCGAUGCUUUGAUGGGAAUCUUCAUUGUGUGGCGAAGAUGGAAGGUCAUUUUUCCUGAUCAGA
Molecule: messenger RNA, 5187 nt
Organism: Notodromas monacha
Lineage: Eukaryota; Metazoa; Arthropoda; Ostracoda; Podocopida; Cyprididae
Source: the annotation of a GenBank genome assembly